UAUUGUUUCGUGCGUCUAUGAAUACAGUUUUUGUGAAAACUUAAAUACAAAUUACGGUAAAUAAUGACAAAUACACUAAAUACAAAUUGAAACAGCUGACAAAGAAUAAAAAAUAAAAUAAAAAUAUCAAAAACGAGCCUGCACAAUGGAAUCUUCUGAAACAACUCUCAAAACACGUAUGAGAUAUUGUUGUGUGAAAUCUUGCCCGAAUUUUCGUGGAACAACUGACCAACAUAUUUAUUUCUUCAAUCUGCCAAUUCGCAACUCACCGGAAGUUCGUGCCCAAUGGGAAUUGGCUGUUACUGGCAAGCAAACUGGCAACUUUUAUUGUGGCAGGAUUUGUGAACGUCAUUUCAGACCCGAAGAUAUCCAUUCCUACGGACCACGAAAAAACUACUUGAAAGAUGGAGCUAUUCCCGUGUAUCAUAUCCAUGAUAAUAGCUCAAACGAUACACCAGCGGCCCAAUUGAAACUUGUCAAUAUUGAAACAAUUAAAAACAAAACGAAUGAUACCGAAUCGGUUGAUGGCAUAGUACAAAAUCCACCGAAGGAUAAAUUAAAUAUAGUCGAUAUUAAUGCGACCACAAACCAAACUAAUGGACCCAAUUUGGCUAGUAACAAAGUCUCCAAACAGUCGAGUUUUUGUGUAAAUUGCGCUCAGAAAAACGUACAACUACAAGCGGCCAAAAUAAAAAUUGAAUCGUUAAAAGCGAAAAUACACGAUUUGGAAACGAAAAACCAACAACUUCGGAAUCAAACCAAAAGACUUGAACCAGGGCCAGCUAAUAAUAGUAUUAGAGAGGACAAUCCAAUGGAACCGGAGAGUAUUGCCACUAAAAAGUGUAGCCUUUGCAAGGUGGUGCUAACACCAUCUGAAUUCUAUAAACAUUUAUGCCUUGAUCAAGAUACAAUUCAAUGUACAUUUUGUGUACCAAGGAAAUCAUUCAAAAUAACUGCCAAUUUUCUGAAACACAUUGCCUGCUAUCAUCCGGAAAUAUUGAAAAACGUUGAUACACGGACAUUAUACAAAUGCAACUACUGUGCAGUUAUCUUUCCAAUGGAAGUGAUGAUGAAAUGUCAUCAAAAAUCCCAUGAAACCAUUACUCAGUAUCAUCAACAAGUAGAGCAGGUGACUUUCAAAGAUGAGUCUGUGGAAACGAUGUCAAUUGACGAAUCGACUUCGGAAAGUGUUUUUGAUUUACCCGAAUCUUCUUAUGUACCUGAGAAAAUCUAUGCUAAAGAAGAAGCGGAUGACGAAUUGGGCACUUAUUUUGUGUCAGUCAAAGAAGAAGUUGAUGACGAAAUAAUUGAACCAAUCGAACCGUCAACAUCAAAUGAAAUGACCAUAUUGAAAAAUGAUGAAGUGAAAUCAUCAAAAGUAGUGCAACACAUCAAUAAAUAUUUCAAGUGCGGUAUAUGUGACAUGGCGUUUGAGGAGCCGGUUCAAUUGAAAACCCAUAUACGAGAUGAACACUCCAUACGUAAACAAUUCAAAUGCGAAAAAUGCAACAUGACAUUUGGAAUGGUAGAGUUAAUAGGUUCUCAUGUGUGUGAUGCAGAUUCCAAAAUUGAAGAAGCCUCAAAAUGCAAUGAAAGCGGUAUGGAAUUAGAAAAACCACGACAAAAAAGGCGCAUUGCACGUAUGAAAUAUUUUCAAUGCUAUCUAUGUAAAAUUGAUAUGGAUUCUAAAGAGGCGCUUCGGAUGCAUAUGAAGCUACAUUCGCGAGACCAUCUAUGUGACGUCUGUAAAGUGGCAUUUACUUUGAAAGAAUUGAACUAUCAUUUGUGCGACAAUGAAGGAAGCAUUUGUUGUGAAUAUUGUCAACAAACUUUUACUACAACAAUUAAAUUGUUAGAACAUCUCAAAUCACACCAAAAAAAGAAGUUGUAUCGAUGUGAUGAAUGCUUUAAAUUACUUCCAAUGAUCAAACUAAAACAAUACCAUAUGAGACUAUCACACACACAGCCAAAAUUGUUCACUUGUACAAUAUGUUCCAAGGCGUUUACAACAAAAUCGCUACGAAAUAUUCACGAAAAAUCACACAAUGCCGUAAGAUCCCAUCUCUGUGAUGAAUGUGGACGAGGGUUUCGAUCCGCUCGAAAUUUGAAAUUACAUAAAGAGUCAAGUAUGCAUGUGGCCGAGGCACUUUUUCAGUGUCCCGACUGUCCACAUAAAUGCUACAGAAAAGAUCAGUUGAAACGACACCGUAAAGUCCAUAUUCAAGAUAGUUUCGUUUGCGAGAUCUGUAGCGCCCAACUUCCAUCCAUGAAAAGUUUAUUGGGGCAUAUGACACGACACACGAGAACUGAGGCCAACCGAAAAUAUGCCUGCUCACUGUGCCCGAAGAAAUUUUUUUCAUCAGAAGUAUUGAAGAGUCAUCAGGCUGUGCAUGGUACUGCCAAAUUACACGCUUGUCAAUAUUGUGAACAAUCUUUUAAAUAUGGUGGAGACUUGCAUAAACAUUUGAAAAUACAUCUUGGCGAACUGCGGUAUCAAUGUGAGAAAUGCGACAAACGAUUCAAAUAUAAAGUAGAAGCAGUUAAACAUGAAUUUGAGCACUAUAAACAAGAAAAAAGUGAAAGAAAUGAAAUUGAAUAGUGUUCUGGGUCUGGUUCAGUUUUUUAUUCUAAUAUGAAAUAAAUUGUUUGGGAAAGUAAUUAAAAAUCAGAUCAAACUAAGACAGUAUCACAAGAAAACGAUCACGGAAAAUAAGAUGCUAAAAGGCAUAAGAUACAGCAUAAAAUAGGAAUCAAAUAGUAAAUAAUUUGAAAGCACGAUAAACCAAAUUUGAUCGGCAAAGAAGCGAUAAGAAUUCUGUCUAAAAUGAUAAAAAAAUAAAAUUCACGUAUAGUUGGCGCUACAUUCUUAUUGCAUAAGCGUAUACUUUCCACUUAGUCCGUUGCAACGGAAAACAAGUUUGCAUAGAAUGCAGCGCCAACUAUAUGUAAAUUUUAUUUUUCAUCGUUUUAGACAAUAAAUCUAUGGUUUUCUUAUGGCUUCUUUGUUGUAGAAACAUUUUCUAUGGCAAAAAACAUAACCCGGUUCAAUUUUGUAUACUUUAAUGUUAGAAUAACGAUCAAUUUUUAAAAACGUUUUAAAAAAUAAAAUAAAAGAAUAUAAAUUCAAU
Contarinia nasturtii (swede midge) is the source of this 3128-nucleotide messenger RNA. RefSeq names its product zinc finger protein 26-like. The transcript is spliced from 10 exons. The record is from RefSeq and is a predicted model, not a curated record. Lineage: Eukaryota; Metazoa; Arthropoda; Insecta; Diptera; Cecidomyiidae. The coding region runs from base 146 to 2599 and encodes 817 amino acids.